AUGAGCAACGACAAACGUGCUGAGGCGGACACUAUAGAGGCCGAAGCCACUGACAAUGGCCUCGACCACCUCAAGGAUGUCGACCUUCAUGACAAAGCUCUGGCCAACCAAGCCCUCGAGGGCGCUACACAGGAACACAACGUGGGAGUAUGGAAAGCCUUCAAGCUGCACAAAAGGGCUGCAAUCUGGUCGAUUCUGAUAUCGACCACAGUCAUCAUGGAAGGCUACGACGUGACCCUCAUCGGCUCGUUCUUCGGGUAUCCUUCAUUUAGAGAGAAAUACGGCGAGUAUCUCAACGAGGAAUCCGGCUAUCAGAUCUCUGCUCGUUGGCAGCAGAAGUUCAACGCCAUCGGCGCCACAGCGAAUAUCGUCGGCGCUCUGCUCAAUGGCUGGGCGACUGCCAGAUGGGGCCACCGUAAGGUUCUCAUCGCGUCGCUCUUCUGGCUUACCGCUUUCAUCUUCGUGACCUUUUUCGCGCCGACAAUCGAGGUCAUGCUUGUCGGCUCGAUCCUGUGCAAUGUUCCAUGGGGCGUCUUCGCCACAACUGGUCCCGCAUAUGCUUCCGAAGUCACCCCACUGGCGAUUCGUGGCUACCUGACAGCAUACGUCAACCUAUGUUGGUGUAUCGGUCAGUUCAUCUCGGCCGGAGUCCUCAAAGGACUCGUCAAUAAUCCGACAGCCUGGUCAUAUCGUGUGCCUUUCGCCAUCCAAUGGGUCUGGCCCAUCCCCCUCGCCAUCGCCGCCUUCCUCGCCCCAGAAUCGCCAUGGUACCUGGUCCGUCAAGACCGUCUUGACGCAGCAAAGCGCUCCCUGGAACGACUUUCCCAGCCUGAGCACCAUCACGAGAUCGACUCCACCGUGGCCAUGAUGGUGCACACCAACAAGUACGAGAUCGCCGAGCGCGAAGGCGUGACCUACUGGGACGCGUUCCGCGGCACAAAUCGUCGACGAACCGAGAUCGCAUGCGUGGGAUUCUUGAGCCAGAUCACCAAUGGUGGCGCGCUGUGCUAUUCGGGCGCUUUCUUCUUUCAACAGACUGGGAUCUCAGCCAGCGCGGCGUAUGGCAUCGCUCUCGGCGGCACGGGUAUUGCUUUCGUUGGGACGAUCAUCUCAUGGUUCUACAUCUAUCGCUGGGGGCGGAGGACUAUCUGGCUUGUGGGCUUCAGCGCUCUUGUCGUCAUUCUAUGGACUAUUGGCUUUCUGGCUAUCCCGAGUCCACAAACGAAAGCGUUGGCUUGGGGCCAGAGUCUGCUUUGUAUCGUCUGGCUUGGUGCUUACUCAAUGACCGUGGGACCGAUCAUCUAUGUGAUCGUGUCUGAAGUUGGCUCCACGAGGCUGCGCACGCAAACUGUUUUGCUCUCGCCGGGUUCAUGGAAUGCGAAGGGGAAGACUGCGUUCUUUUGGUCGGUUCUGGCGACGUUCACAUUAAUUUGGGGAUAUUUCCGACUCUUCGAGACUAAAGAUCGGACGUUUGGUGAGCUGGACUUCAUGUUCACGAACGGUGUCACGGCUCGUCAAUCUGCCAAGUAUCGUAUCAAUGAGGAGGUCAUGUACUCCGCUGAGGAGACUGUGAAGAGUUGA
This is a messenger RNA of Cyphellophora attinorum, 1581 nucleotides long. RefSeq names its product Maltose permease MAL61. NCBI's taxonomy places the organism in Eukaryota, Fungi, Ascomycota, Eurotiomycetes, Chaetothyriales, Cyphellophoraceae. Bases 1 to 1581 code for a protein of 526 amino acids. The record is from RefSeq and is a predicted model, not a curated record. The transcript is spliced from 5 exons. Gene Ontology annotation, biological process: transmembrane transport; carbohydrate transport. Gene Ontology annotation, molecular function: carbohydrate:proton symporter activity. Gene Ontology annotation, cellular component: membrane.